Molecule: messenger RNA, 1809 nt
Organism: Nylanderia fulva
Lineage: Eukaryota; Metazoa; Arthropoda; Insecta; Hymenoptera; Formicidae
Source: RefSeq, a predicted model, not a curated record
UAAAAAUUAUCAGUCAAAACUAUCAUUCAUUUUUAUCUUAAAAUUAAGAUAAACUUUUAAUGCGCGCAUGUGUGCUGCAUUUUGUUUUUGGCGCCCUUAUGAUACGGAAGUAUGACGUGUUUUUUUACUUCCACGAUUUUUUGUUUUCUUUUCCUGCCUGGUACAGCAUGCAAUGUGCGCGCGUACUAGAGUGUCUAGCAUAUAUAAGGGAAAUUUUCGAAAAAUAAUGGUCAUUGAUUCAACAAGAAAAGUAAUUUUCACUGACACUUUGACAGAGUGGAAAAUAUUUGGCGCUAAAUAGGACUUCUGAAAGAUAUCAACAGGGACUAUAUAACAGGGAUUAUAUAAACAAUCGACAGCAGAGAUUAAUAAUUAACACAAUUUUUGUUUUCAAAUAAAUAUGCCGGGAUCAUCGUGGACUGUUGUAAAAUUCAACAAAGAAAAUUCAGUUGAAGCCGUACCAACUGCAUGGAUUAAUAAUAAUCGUUGUUAUUGGCCAUCUUUCCAACAAGAUAAAGUAAUAGCAGCAAUUCGAAAAAAUGAAGAGCCGGAUAUACAUUGGCCUUCAUAUGGAAUAACCAUUUUUCGAAAUAGCACUUACAAUGAUUACAUAACAGCAAGGGAGAAGUGUAAAAAAGCUGAAAAUACAUCAGAUUUAAACUCGGAAAUGUCUGGUGAAGAGAAGAAAAAGAGGAAAAUUAGGAAAAAGCAAUUUUUUUCUUCUUCUUCAGAAGACGAAUGCAGAUACAAUUUUGUGCCGACACCUCCUUCUUUGAAAGACAAUUAUGGACAAGAUGAGGUAAGAGAAAAUACCGAUGAAGAAGUUGCAAUAACACAAGAUGCAAGAAGUAACACAUCAAGAAGUUCAUGUUCUGGAGAGUCUUUUCAACAUAAUUUGUCUCUGAAAAAGCUCGAGCGUAUAAAAGCUAUAGACAAACAGGUAGCUGCACAACAGGACAAUAAUUUUGAGGUCAAUUGUGUUAAUUCAAGAAAAGAAAAUUUACCAUUUACUAAUUUCGAAUGCACGUGUCACCUUUGUCCAGCACACGUUCAAAUGCAGAAUAAAAAUGAAAUAUAUUUUAAAGAAAUAAUUCGUCAACAAAAUUACUUCAAGGCGCAAUUGUGGCAAACGUCCGAAGACAUUCGAGAGAUAAAAAAUAUUGGAUUAAAUCAAUCUAAUGGCAUUAAUAAUGGCAUUCAAAGACAGGAAUCAGUUUUCUGUUUUUUUACACUUCCAUUAGAAACGGAAGAAGAAUUACAAGAAGUCGAGCAAUUUUUAAAAAACCAAGUCAAUUUUGAGACAUCGGUAACAGAAGCAUUACGUACUGGUGGCAAACAUUGCUAUGAAUUUGUGAAACGAAAUUUGAACCAACUUCUAAGUAAUAAAUUAGCACAAACCUACAGUUGGUUUGGAAAGAAACAUAAAAAGAAGUUUUAUGAAUUGAAAUUGGCGGAAAUGUUAAUUGCUGCAGGGGAAAGAUACAACGAAUCAUUUACGAAAAAGGAUAUAGAAGAAUCUGCACAAAAGUGGCUACGAAGAGCAAAGGAACGAUUCGAUGCAAGUGAAACAAAAUUGGCGAAUAUGAAAUGAAUAAUUUUUACAAAAUGCUAUAAGAUAUAAGCCAUAUGACUUCGAUUAUUCAACUGAUAUGUGUGAUCAAAGACAAGUUUUAUUUAUUGCAUUAUUUUUAUUUUUUGUUUAGUUGUUUUCUGAGCGACAUUAUAUUAAGAAAAAGAUAGAUUUUCUAUAAAACACGCCGUCAAAUUUAAUUUAAACGUAUAAAUAACACGUUAAACAAUAUUUAGAUU